CCAUCCAUAUAAGACAUGACCACCCUCUCUUCUCUCCCCCAAACCGCAAAGAAUUUUAUGCCCCCUCAUUCCAAUACAAUGAAAAUGAACACCCCCAACCUAACCGCCCUCUCUCCUUCUUUCUCUUCGUCCUCAUCUUCUAAUGUUUCCACUGGAAACUUUAUUUCACGCAAGCUGUUUUUCCUCCACCAUAUCCAUAUAUUCGAGCUUUUCGUGGCUGUUUUCGUUUUCGUAGCUAUAAACUCCUUGAGGCAAAAGAAACGCCAUGGCUUACCCGUUUGGCCUGUAGUCGGGAUGUUGCCUUCUUUGGUAUCUGCACUUGGAAACAACACGUACGAGUGGAUUUCCGACGUACUUGUUAAGCAAAACGGGACGUUUAUAUUCAGAGGACCUUCGUUUAGCAGCCUUAAUUGCGUCGUCACCGCGGAUCCUCGUAACUUGGAGCAUCUUCUCAAGACCAAGUUCUCGAAUUUCCCAAAAGGGCCGUAUUUCCGAGACACCGUUCGCGAUCUCCUGGGCGAUGGAAUAUUCAGUGCGGACAACGAGACGUGGCAAAGACAACGAAAGACGGCGAGCAUCGAGUUUCAUUCGGCUAAGUUCCGGCAAUUGACAAUCGAGUCGUUGCUGGAGCUUGUUCAUGCUCGGCUCUUACCAGUCUUAGCCGAAUCCCUGAAAUACUCCACACAACUCGACCUUCAAGAUGUGCUCUUGAGGUUAACUUUCGACAACGUUUGCAUGAUCGCAUUCGGAGUCGAUCCAGGUUGCUUGCGCCAGGGUUUACCCCAAAUUCCAUUUGCCAAAGCCUUCGAGUACGCAACAGAAGCAACCGUGCUCCGUUUCGUGACGCCUACGUGUAUAUGGAAGGCAAUGAGAUAUUUGGACAUUGGAUUGGAGAAGAAGCUAAAGAUUUGGAUAAAAGCGGUGGACGAGUUCGCUCAGAAUGUGAUUCAGACUAGGAAGAAAGAACUCGCUUCGAGAUGCGACGACCCCGACGACAACGAGAAGAAUAAGCAAAGAUCGGACCUAUUGACGGUGUUUAUGAGGUUGAAAGAUGAUAAUGGACAGCCAUUUUCAGACAAGUUCUUAAGGGACAUCUGCGUGAACUUUAUAUUGGCUGGGAGGGACACCUCUUCGGUUGCUUUGAGCUGGUUUUUCUGGCUCCUUGAUCGGAAUCCGGAAGUGGAGGAGAAAAUUCUGGGAGAAUUAUGCAGAAUAGUUGGUGAAAGAGAUGUUGAUGAGCUCAAAAAGGAAGAGAGUAGUGAAACCGGAGUGGUUUUUCGGCCGGAGGAGAUCAAGAAGAUGGACUAUCUUCAAGCUGCUAUUUCGGAGGCUCUAAGGCUCUAUCCUUCUGUGCCGGUGGAUCACAAGGAGGUCGUUGAAGAUGACAAGUUUCCAGACGGGACAGUAUUGAAGAAAGGAACGAAAGUGAUAUACGCAAUAUAUGCCAUGGGAAGAAUGGAGGCAAUAUGGGGAAAGGAUUGCAGAGAGUUUAAACCGGAGAGAUGGCUUCGUGAUGGCCGAUUCAUGAGCGAAUCAGCAUACAAGUUUACGGCCUUCAAUGGCGGUCCUCGGCUUUGCUUAGGCAAAGAUUUUGCCUAUUACCAGAUGAAAUUUGUGGCUUCUUCAAUUCUUUAUCGCUACCAUGUGAAGGUGGUGAAGGAUCAUCCUGUGGUUCCAAAGCUGGCUUUAACAAUGUAUAUGAAACACGGCCUGAAGGUCAACCUAUUAAAGCGCCAGGGCUCUGAGCUUCAAAAGUACUUUAAAUCGUUUAAUUAGCUGAAAGUGCUUUUUAUUAUGAACACCUUGCUUAUAUUACCACAUAAUUACGUUUGUUUUCAUUUUUUCCUUUGAAAAAAAAAAAAUAUAUAUAUAUAUAUAUAUAUAUGAUGUAGUGUUUGUGAUGUAAUUUAUAGAUGAAAAUGAUUAAAGAAGAAGUGUAGAGUGAAAAAAGAAAUAGGAAAAGUAAAAAGUUAAUAUGGAGAAGCUGCGAGUGAAUAAUGGAGUGUGAUUGAUUAGAUUGGAUUGUUUAUACGCUAGCAGUGGGGAGUUAUAUAUAUAUAUUUUCUAUGAUUGUGAUUUGGAAAAAUAAUUUCUAUGAUAUGAUGAAUUUGAAUGAAUAAGUAUCGAUAAUUCCAUUACUUGUUCUGCUUAUUUUCAUUGUUA
Messenger RNA from Ziziphus jujuba (common jujube), 2163 nucleotides. RefSeq names its product cytochrome P450 86B1. The transcript has 2 exons. Lineage: Eukaryota; Viridiplantae; Streptophyta; Magnoliopsida; Rosales; Rhamnaceae. Gene Ontology annotation, molecular function: iron ion binding; monooxygenase activity; heme binding. The coding region runs from base 16 to 1776 and encodes 586 amino acids. The record is from RefSeq and is a predicted model, not a curated record.